ACAAACCAUUUUCAAAACCACAUGCUACAGCUAGAUCUUUAAAGUGGGACUCGAAUAUGUAUGUUACGCGAUCUAUUUCUCACUAUAAAAGAUUUCCUGAGCUUGUUUAUUCGUCACCCGAAGAUCCGAACUCAAGUUACUUGGUAAUCCAAGAUGAAGAGUCUGAAACAUACUCGUGUUUUGGGUUGAGCAAGAAUCGGUAUCUUGCACAGUUGCCGUUUCCCCAGAACAAAAUACUGACCACGCGCUACUCAUCAGGGACCGGUGAACAUCAUCAUGUUUCGUACGAUGAGGUUCUCUUAAUUCCGGUCCUCAAUCAACCACUAUCGUCAAAUCGUUACUAUGCAAUAAAACCUCAUGGAUCGCAUAAAGGGGAAGCGUAUGCAUGUUCAAAGGAGGAAGACAUGGCACAAUGUUGUUUUUGCAAUUGUGUCCGCGAUGUAAAACCAAGGCCGUUGGACCCUCAAGACAUAUACCAGCAGUUCGAGAUCAUUCCUUACCAAACAUCUUGUAAUGGUGAUGGUAGCUUUUAUGCCAAAUCUCUCGCAGACGAUGGUUUCCCUCCACAUUUCUUAAGUAGAAAAGGUUGGAAUAUCUACACUAAAACACCUAAAAACUACGAGUUACGUGAAGCAAAAGGAAUCAAUGUCGCUCUUCGUUCUCGUCUCCCUGAACUAAAUUUCCCACCCUCAACCAAAACUUCUAAUCUUGUGGUUGUUGGCAAGUGGUAUUGUCCUUUUAUAUUCAUUAAAGAAGGAAGACUGGCUGAUCAAGUAAAAGAGUCCGUCUUUUAUGAAAUGACACUAGAGCAAAAAUGGGAACAAAUUUUCGAACAGGAAAACGAGCAUAACAAGGAAGAAAAUAUCGUAUACGUGACGGCUGCAUUUCAUAGUGAAGCAGUUGCUAUCGGUGAGAACCUCAGGGAGGCGACAUGGGACGAGAAAAACGUGGUAAAUGGAGUCGUAUGGUUUAAGUCUCUUGGGGGUGAUAACGAAAAAGAAGAAAGUGUAGGGUUGAAUCUAGAAAUUGUUGAAAGAUUGAGGUGGGAAGAAGAAAAAGUUGGAUGGGUAAGUGGUGGGAAUAAGAGGAUAGAGAGGGUGAAGAGAGAAGAGAAGUUUGAAGGGAUUGGGGGGUGGAGGAGAUUUGGUUGCUAUGUUUUGGUUGAAAGGUUUGUGCUAAAAAGAAUGGAUGGAAGUUUGAUUUUGGCAUAUGAUUUUGGUCAUAAACAUCAAAUUAAGACCAUAUUUGAAUAAGAUUUAUGCAUAUUGUUUUUAGGGGCUGUUUAUCAAACGCUUACCAAGUCAUAUUACUUUAUCGGAUGAAUAUGGUAAGGACCAAGAAUCUUACACGGUAAGAGUGAGACAAGGACCAAGUGUCUUACCCAGUAAGUGAGGGCGACGACUCUUACCACAGUAAGUGCUUACCAGAUAAAUUGUUGCAUACAAUGUCGUUUUGGUGGAGUAAAAUCUUACCCGUUAAGUAAAUGAUAGUGUUCCAUUUUACCGAUAAACACUUACUGAAUAAGUGUUUGGAAUUUGUUGUUUUUUCCUUUUCUAUUUUGUAAUUAAAUAAAUAGAAUAUUUGUUUCUUGAAAUUUAAGUUUAGCUAAAUAGCCAUGAAUUUUGUGUUAAAAUAUCAUCUAGUUGUUCGAACUCUGUAAAAAUGUUCUGUUUAUGUUAGUAGGGAACACAAACUUGUGCAAUC
Cynara cardunculus var. scolymus (artichoke) is the source of this 1704-nucleotide messenger RNA. RefSeq lists its product as uncharacterized. The transcript is spliced from 2 exons. The coding region runs from base 57 to 1253 and encodes 398 amino acids. The record is from RefSeq and is a predicted model, not a curated record. Lineage: Eukaryota; Viridiplantae; Streptophyta; Magnoliopsida; Asterales; Asteraceae.